CAUUCCCAUGCCCAUUGGUUGCUGCCGUCUAGGGCAGCCAAUCAGCGUCUCCCGAGUUCCUCUGUAAAGCCUCCACCGACCCUGACAGUAAGAGUCCCGAACUCCGAGAAUGGGGGUGAUGGCUCCAGAAUCCUGCUCCUGCUGCUGUCGGGGACCCUGGUUCUGCCCGAGACCUGGGCGGGCUCCUACUCCCUGCGCUACUUCCACAUUGCGGUGUCCAGGCCCGGCCGCGGGGAGCCCCGCUUCAUGACCUUGGGCUACGUGGACGACACGCAGUUCAUGCGCUUCGACAGCGACGCCCUGGAUCCGAGGGAGGAGCCGCGGGCAGUGUGGAUGGAGGAGGAUCAGGCGUAUUGGGAUCGGAGCACACAGAUCCACAAGGACACCGCACAGAUUUACCGAGUGAGCCUGCGGAACCUGCGCGGCUACUACAACCAGACCGAGGAUGACUCUCACACCCUCCAGACCAUGUACGGCUGCUAAGUGGGGUCGGACGGGCGCCUCCUCCGCGGGUACGAGCAGCACGCCUACGACGGCGCGGAUUACAUCUCCCUCGCUGAGGACCUGAGCUCCUGGGUGGCGGCGGACACCGCGGCUCUGAUCACGCAGCGCAAGUGGGUGGAGGCCGGUGCUGCAGAGAGCACCAGGGCCUACCUGGAGGGCACCUGCGUGGAGUGGCUCCGCAGACACCUGGAGAACGGGAAUGAGACGCUGCAGCGCGCAGACCCCCCAGAGACUCACGUGACCCGCCACCCCGUCUCCAAGGAAGAGGUGACCCUGAGGUGCUGGGCCCUGGGCUUCUACCCCGCCGAGAUCUCCCUGACCUGGCAGCGGGGUGGGCAGGACCUGACCCAGGACAUGGAGCUGGUGGAGACCAGGCCUGCAGGGGACGGAACCUUCCAGAAGUGGGUGGCUGUGGCGGUGCCUUCGGGAGAGGAGCAGCAUUACACGUGCCGUGUGCAGCAUGAGGGGCUGCCCGAGCCCCGCACCCUGACCUGGGAGCGGCCUCUUCCUCCCACCAUCUCCAGAGGAGUUGAAGUCGUCGUGGUCAUUGCCGCCCUCCUCGGCGUCCUGGUCAUUGUAGCUGCGGUGGCUGUUGUGAUGUGGAGGAGAAAGAGGGCCGGUGGGAAAGGAGCGAGCUACACUGCGGCUGCAGGCAGUGACCGCGCCCAGGGCUCGGACUCAUCUCUCAUGACGUGAGCAGCCUCCCACCUGGCUCACAGGCCAGCACAGCCAGGCCCGGCUGUGUCUCCAUCUCCUGCUGGGCCCCGAGAGCUGAGGCUGUGCCAGGCUGCAGCCCAAGCCCCUGCCCCCAGUGCUUCACGAAGACAGCAGAGUUUCCUGAUGAAGAUAUAAAUGGAGUGGAGCAGACACAGCUUUUUCCAGGAUGCUUCCCUCUUUAUCCCACCCUUGUUUUAAUUAAAGCCCUAAAACCAUUUGAUGAGCACUGGGGUUGGUGACCUCAGCACUUCUGGGAUCCCCACAUGCCCCUGCUCUGUACGCGACCCUAAUAAACUCAUGUAC
Messenger RNA from Fukomys damarensis (Damara mole-rat), 1524 nucleotides. Its product is annotated as class I histocompatibility antigen, Gogo-B*0201 alpha chain-like. The annotation marks the transcript as partial. Gene Ontology annotation, biological process: antigen processing and presentation of endogenous peptide antigen via MHC class Ib; antigen processing and presentation of endogenous peptide antigen via MHC class I via ER pathway, TAP-independent; positive regulation of T cell mediated cytotoxicity. Gene Ontology annotation, cellular component: external side of plasma membrane. The record is from RefSeq and is a predicted model, not a curated record. NCBI's taxonomy places the organism in Eukaryota, Metazoa, Chordata, Mammalia, Rodentia, Bathyergidae. The transcript is spliced from 8 exons. Gene Ontology annotation, molecular function: signaling receptor binding; peptide antigen binding.